Molecule: messenger RNA, 1041 nt
Organism: Juglans regia (Persian walnut)
Lineage: Eukaryota; Viridiplantae; Streptophyta; Magnoliopsida; Fagales; Juglandaceae
Product: protein SIEVE ELEMENT OCCLUSION A-like
Exons: 5
Coding region: 1-1041 (346 amino acids)
Biological process (GO): phloem development
Source: RefSeq, a predicted model, not a curated record
AUGUAUUGCCUUAGCAGUGAUGAGGACAGGACACUGGAACUAUCGCCCUUGUCUGAGAAGAUGAACAGAACCCGGAACAUACAAGAGACGCUGGAAGAAGAAUUCGAACAACAAAGAGUCGAAGUGGACAAAUAUUGGAAAACGACGGAACUUCCAGAAACACCUACAAAAAUUGUGGAGGCUUUCAAGGCAAUGGUUGGGAGUUGUAUUAUUCACGGUUCUACCAAAAAAUUGCUGAGUAUCGAUGUGCUGAAAAAUAAGAAUGUUUUAUUGUUCAUUUCGGACGUCAUGGACAUCUCCGUUGAAGAAAUCUCGAUUUUAAAGCCCAUUUUUGAUGGGAUAAGAGAUAAGGAUGACCCGUAUAAAAUUGUAUGGAUCCCAAUAGUGGAGCAUUGGACCGAUGACAUGCAAGCGAAGUUCGACAUGUUGCAGUCCAAAAUGCCGUGGUACAUAUUACAGGGUUUUCCACCAACAGUAGCAGACAUCCAGAUCAUGAAGAAUGAAUAUUGCAGCUUAAAGAAUAAGCCUAUCGUCGUGGUGAUAAACCCACAAGGGGAGGUGGUGCAUCCAAAUGCUCUCCGCAUGAUUCGGCUAUUCGGAAUGAAGGCCUUCCCUUUCACGGCGGAAGCUGAAAAAAAGAUAAUGCCUGAAGGAUUGCGUAGUCAAGUUAGGGGGAGAUUGAACAUGCCAAACAGUGGCCCGAGGCAGGAUAACAAGAAUUACACUUUCAAGUGCUAUGGAAUUGCCAACACCUUGGAGGCAGAAUUUACUCAUCAUUUACAUAUAAUUCGUCGGUAUCUGGCUUCAAAUAGUGAUCCGGAGAUUCGGAUAAAUAUGAAUUUGAUUGGAGCAGGUAACAGUGGAUGGGUUGAGCUCUGCAAAGGUACUCAUGGCGACAUAGUAGCAGUCGGUGAUCAGGGGACAAAAAUUUUGAAUGUCUUGGAAAAGUUUGAUUAUUGGAAAAAUUCUGUGAAUCAGUUUGGCUUCGAUAUAUGUUUCAUGGAUUGCUACGAAAGGCUUCAAGCUGGGCGCCUACCAUGA